AUGACCUACCUAGUCCUCCCAGAGAAACUCCUCCUCAUCUCCCUAAAGAUGUACUUCACCCCCGACGAAACCCUAACAUACCUGAAUAACCUCCUAAACACAUCGAACAAAAUCAUCCCCAAAACACCCAAACUCCAGCUAGGCCUAAUCCCGGAUUUCCUAACAAUCCACCCUUGCGCACAACUCCUCACGCAGAACAAAAACCCCCUCCUCCUCGGCGCACAGGACUGUUUUUGGGAGUCCGCAGGCGCAUACACAGGCGAAGUGUCCCCCGCCUCACUGCACAGUCUCGGCGUCUCAAUCGUCGAGCUAGGCCAUGCCGAGCGCCGCGCUAUCUUCAAAGAAUCAGACGAAGAGACGGCGCGCAAGGCCGCCGCCACCUGCAAGCACGGCAUGAUACCCCUAGUUUGCAUUGGGGAGGUUAGUGCGCCUGGCGCUGUGGCUUCGGCCGCUGUUGGGUUGGCGGUGAAUGAGUGUGCUGUUUUGGUGAAAGCUGUGCUGGAUGCAAUUCCAGUAGAUGCGCCUGUUAUCUUUGCCUACGAGCCUGUUUGGGCAAUUGGAAAGCCUAAACCUGCGGGCGUGGAUCAUGUUGCUGCUGUUGUGGAGGGGAUUCGGGGUGUCAUUGGGACUCGGGAUGGGGAUGUCAGGGUUCUCUACGGGGGAAGUGCGGGGCCUGGGCUUUGGGGGGAUGGGGGGUUUGGGGAAGGCUGUUGA
Penicillium soppii is the source of this 714-nucleotide messenger RNA. RefSeq names its product triose-phosphate isomerase. Lineage: Eukaryota; Fungi; Ascomycota; Eurotiomycetes; Eurotiales; Aspergillaceae. The record is from RefSeq and is a predicted model, not a curated record. Gene Ontology annotation, biological process: glycerol catabolic process; glycolytic process; gluconeogenesis. The coding region runs from base 1 to 714 and encodes 237 amino acids. Gene Ontology annotation, cellular component: cytosol. The transcript has a single exon. Gene Ontology annotation, molecular function: triose-phosphate isomerase activity.